Didymella exigua CBS 183.55 is the source of this 396-nucleotide messenger RNA. Its product is annotated as COPI associated. Bases 1 to 396 code for a protein of 131 amino acids. Gene Ontology annotation, cellular component: Golgi membrane. Gene Ontology annotation, biological process: vesicle-mediated transport. The transcript is spliced from 6 exons. NCBI's taxonomy places the organism in Eukaryota, Fungi, Ascomycota, Dothideomycetes, Pleosporales, Didymellaceae. The record is from RefSeq and is a predicted model, not a curated record.
AUGGACUUCUCCGAUAUCUUUCGCAUGGUGAACUUCGCCGUCGCCGCCUUUAUUGUGCUCGGUGGUGUCGCGAAAUUGUUCCCUUUCAACGACUUCUCAAAUAUCAUACUCGGUGUUUACCUGAUCAUCUUCGGUGCCGGUACUGCCCUGCUUGAGUUCCAGAUUCCCCAGCAGGUCGCACGCUAUGCGUCUUUCAUGUUCUCCUUCCUCGGCCGUGGUAUCUUCUACGUUUUCAUCGGUUGCGUAACUGUUGGUAACGGCUGGUACCGCAUUGUUCCUGGUACCAUUGUUGGCAUCAUUGGUCUUGCCUAUGCUGUUCUGGAGUACAUCCCUUCGAUUGAGCCCCCUGCGAAUAUGCGCGAUGCCGACGCUGGCUGGGGCGCUGAGCAGGUCUAA